CUGUGUCAGGGAGGGGGAAGGGAACAGCUGAAGACUUGAGAAGCUACAUGCUCUACAAGGCCAAAUAAAUAUCUUGAAUCGGGUGGCUGUGAAAAAAAAGCCAUAGCCCAUCCUCCUUACAUAAUCCAUAGCUAGUUUGAGUCUAAUUGCAAAGUUGGGAAAAAGAAUAUUGAGAGAGAGUGAGGAAAAACAGAAAGUAGCUUCAAGUAUAAAUGAAGCAAGUUUCAUCAAUUACUUUUGGGCCUUGUUAUGGGUAUCUCUGUUUCUCAGCUGAACGUCCCACUCUUCUUCGCUUUACCCACCACUUCAAGUCCCAUAGUACCAGAGCAAUGGCAUCCCACAUUGUUGGUCUUCCCCGCAUAGGACCGAAGAGAGAGCUCAAGUUUGCCUUGGAAUCUUUCUGGGAUGGGAAGAGUAGUGCCGAAGAAUUGCAAAACGUGGCUGCAGGUCUUAGGUCAUGCAUCUGGAAGCAGCUGGCUGAUGCUGGUAUUAAGUAUAUCCCAAGCAACACCUUCUCAUACUAUGAUCAGAUGUUAGACACCACAGCCAUGCUUGGGGCUGUACCACCUAGAUAUGGUUGGAAAAGCAGCGAGGUUGGCUUGGAGACCUACUUUUCAAUGGCUAGAGGGAAUGCACAUGUUCCUGCUAUGGAAAUGACCAAGUGGUUUGACACCAACUACCAUUACAUUGUCCCUGAAUUGGGGCCACAUAUUAGGUUCUCUUAUGCCUCUCACAAGGCAGUGGAUGAAUUCAAGGAGGCCAAAGCUCUUGGAUUGGAUACUGUUCCUGUCCUUAUAGGACCUGUAUCCUACUUAUUGCUAUCAAAACCAGCAAGGGGUAGUGAACAAUCCUUUCCCCCUCUAUCCCUACUUCGCUAUAUUCUUCCAGUUUACAAGGAGGUUGUGGCAGAACUUAAGGCAGCUGGUGCUACCUGGAUCCAGUUUGAUGAGCCCACCCUUGUUUGGGAUCUUGAUGCUAACCAAUUGCAGGCAUUUGCUCAUGCCUACUCAGAGCUAGAGUCAUCUUUAUCUGGUUUAAAUGUUCUGAUUGAGACAUACUUUGCUGAUGUUACUGCCGAGGCAUACAAGACACUUACCUCUUUGAAGGGUGUUACCGGUUAUGGGUUUGACCUAAUUCGUGGAGAAAAGACCCUUGAUUUAAUUAACGAUGGAUUUCCUUCUGGAAAACACCUUUUUGCUGGAGUGGUUGAUGGAAGGAAUAUAUGGGCCAACGAUCUUGCAUCUUCCCUCCGUACCCUGCAGGCUCUUGAGGGCAUUGUUGGAAAAGACAAGAUCGUUGUCUCCACAUCCUGCUCUCUUCUACACACUGCAGUUGAUAUAGUGAAUGAGACUGAGUUGGAUAAAGAGGUUAAAUCAUGGCUUGCAUUUGCGGCCCAAAAAGUUGUUGAAGUAAAUGCCUUGGCUAAGGCAUUGUCCGGACACGAGGAUGAGACAUUUUUCUCCACCAAUGCCGCAGCUCAAGCUUCAAGAAAAUCCUCCCCUAAGGUGACGAAUGAGGCUGUCCAGAAGGCUGUUGCUGCACUGAAGGGCUCUGACCUCCGUCGGGCUACAAAUGUGACUGCAAGGUUAGAUGCUCAGCAAAAGAGGCUGAACCUUCCUAUUCUUCCAACCACCACCAUUGGAUCUUUUCCUCAAACAAUAGAUGUAAGAAGAACGCGCCGGGAAUUCAAGGAUAAGAAAAUCUCUGAGGAAGAUUAUGUCAAUGCAAUGAAAGAGGAAAUAAACAAAGUUGUCAAGCUCCAGGAAGAGCUGGACAUUGAUGUGUUGGUACAUGGAGAGCCCGAGAGGAAUGACAUGGUUGAGUACUUUGGGGAGCAAUUAUCUGGAUUUGCCUUCACUUCCAAUGGAUGGGUCCAAUCUUAUGGUUCCCGCUGUGUCAAGCCACCUAUCAUCUAUGGUGAUGUGAGCCGCCCCAAGCCCAUGACAGUCUUCUGGUCUUCACUAGCUCAAGGGAUGACGAAGAGACCUAUUAAGGGCAUGCUCACUGGACCUGUUACCAUUCUGAACUGGUCCUUUGUGAGAAAUGACCAGCCCAGAUUUAAGACCUGCUAUCAGAUUGCUUUGGCCAUCAAGGACGAGGUUGAGGAUCUUGAGAAAGCAGGCAUUACCGUAAUCCAGAUUGAUGAGCCUGCUCUAAGAGAAGGUUUGCCUUUGAGGAAGGCUGAGCAGGCUCUCUAUCUAGGUUGGGCUGUUCACUCCUUCAGGAUUACGAACUGUGGUGUUCAGGAUACUACCCAGAUCCACACCCACAUGUGCUACUCAAAUUUCAAUGACAUCAUUCACUCGAUCAUUGACAUGGAUGCGGAUGUUAUCACCAUCGAGAACUCCAAAUCAGAUGAGAAGCUGCUCUCAGUCCUCCCUGAGGGACUGAAGUUUGGUUCUGGCAUUGGUCCUGGUGUCUAUGAUGUCCACUCACCCAGGAUCCCGUCUGACACAGAACUUUGUGUCAAAAUUAAGAAUAUCAUUAAGGUCCUUGAGAACAACAUGGUGUGGGUUAACCCGGACUGUGGUCUCAAGACACGCAAAUACUCUGAAGUCCAGCCUGCCCUCAGCAACAUGGUUGCUGCUGCCAAAUACAAUCGGCAGAUGUUGAGGCGUUCAGACUGAUGGCCAGUGAGCUGAGGACCGAUUUGGUCUUAUCUUGGGGAAAGCAAAUUUUUUUGUUGGAAUUGCUUUACUAUAUAUUUUCAUUAGGGUAGGUGAUAGCCUAGUAGUAGUUUCUGUACAUGCUUUUUUGGCUUUAGGCAAAAUUGUAGCAAUAGUCCCUUACUAAGACCAAACUUUACUUUUCGUCCUUCAUAUUGUUAAAUUGUUACAGUGGUGUUUUAAUUAGAUCUCAUGUUGCAUCA
This is a messenger RNA of Prunus dulcis (almond), 2869 nucleotides long. Its product is annotated as 5-methyltetrahydropteroyltriglutamate--homocysteine methyltransferase-like. The record is from RefSeq and is a predicted model, not a curated record. The coding region runs from base 213 to 2627 and encodes 804 amino acids. The transcript has 12 exons. Gene Ontology annotation, molecular function: zinc ion binding; 5-methyltetrahydropteroyltriglutamate-homocysteine S-methyltransferase activity. NCBI's taxonomy places the organism in Eukaryota, Viridiplantae, Streptophyta, Magnoliopsida, Rosales, Rosaceae.